GCUCUUUUGGCAUCCUGGAUUCGUCAUAUGAUUGUGAAUUGAAGUUUCUGUUUUGCAAGAAGAGUGACUUUGGGAAUUGUUUAUGUGCAUCCCGAAGUUUACCAUCAGGUUGCUGAUUUCAGCUAUUCUAAGCAUUGCGGAAGCAACUGGAUAUGUCUUCAGAUGAAAAUAGUGAUUUCAGUGAAUCUGAGCUUGAAGAUCGAGUUCAGAAAUCAUACGCACAACUGAAAGAAGGAGGAAUUUUCCGAAGGAAUGCAGAUGGGACAUUCAAGUGCCCUUUUUGUCUGGGGAAGAAAAAGCAGGACUAUCGAUAUAAAGAUAUUCUCCAACAUGCGAAUGGAGUGGCAAAUUCACCUAAGAGUUUGGAAAAGGCUGCCAAACAUCGUGCACUAGAGAUGAUUUUGAUGGAGGAUGCGGAACAGCUGAAGCCUUCCGGGCCACCCAUGAUUGAUUCUAGACCUCCCAAGCGUGUAAGACUAGAACGUAAGGAAGAAAGAUUUGUAUGGCCUUGGAUGGCUAUUGUUGCUAAUAUACCAACUGCGUUGGAGAAUGGGGCUUAUGUUACUAAUGGAAAGCUAAAGGCACAGUUUUCUGAAUUCAGCCCAGCAAAAGUAACCCUUAUGUGGGAUGCACUGGGCUUUCGAGGAAUGGCGGUUGUUGAAUUUGAGAAGAAUUGGACAGGUUUCUACUGUGCAAUAUCAUUUGAGAAGUCAUUUGAGCUGAGGUGCCAUGGUAAAACUCAGUGGAUUGAGUCAAAAAAGUGUGAUUCAAGUAUGUAUGCAUGGCUAGCGCGGGAAGAUGACUAUCACAAUUCUGAUGAUUAUGUAAAGAUGCAACUUCAUCAUGGUGAUCUAAAGACUAUUAGUGAGCUCCAAGAGGAGGAAGAACGAAAGAAGAACACUCUAGUAGACGACCUCACACUUAGAAUCGAUGAAAAGAAUAAGGACUUGCAGUCUUCGGGUGAACAGCUGAUGGAAAUGACUUACUCAUUGAAUCAGUUUAAGUCUGCACUUGAAAGGAAAGACAGUGAGAUGGCACGACUGCUUGAAGUCAACGUGGGAAUUGUAGGUUCUGCCUUGGGUUUUUGCAUAUUUGUCAUGGUAGAUGUGGGUGUCAUAGAUGAAAAUGAUGAAAAGUUAAGGCGCUUAAGAAUUGAGUGGGGUGAAGGCCCCCACGAAGCUGUAGUGACUGCCAUGAAGCAGUUAAAUGAAUAUAAUCCCAGUGGACGGUAUGUAAUCGAGGAAAUGUGGAAUCACAAGGAAAACAGAAAGGCAACCUUAAAAGAAGUUAUUGGCUAUCUUGUAAAGACUUACAAGACACGCACCCGCAGGAUUUAGGAGUGCUCAUGGUUGAUACUUUUGAUUCUCCAUCCUGUGUUCUUUCUGGUGUCGCCUCCGAAGCUGAAAGGUUGUUUUGCAAACCUGAUGCUGUGAAUGUUUCCACUGGUAGCCGUGAAAGAUUUGAUGGAUCAACAUUGUGAGAACCAGUUAUCUUUGAAUUCCUUGUACAUUGUCUGACAUUAUCAGAUACUGAAACUUGGGUUCUAAUUACCUUGUACAUAUCACUUGCUCACAUUUCUUCCAAGUGUUGGCUUAAUUCGAGAAGUUUCUUGCUCAAGCGUC
Molecule: messenger RNA, 1622 nt
Organism: Nymphaea colorata (pocket water lily)
Lineage: Eukaryota; Viridiplantae; Streptophyta; Magnoliopsida; Nymphaeales; Nymphaeaceae
Product: protein INVOLVED IN DE NOVO 2-like
Exons: 3
Coding region: 153-1337 (394 amino acids)
Biological process (GO): gene silencing by siRNA-directed DNA methylation
Source: RefSeq, a predicted model, not a curated record